Messenger RNA from Papaver somniferum (opium poppy), 1681 nucleotides. Its product is annotated as dihydroorotate dehydrogenase (quinone), mitochondrial-like. The transcript has 9 exons. Gene Ontology annotation, biological process: 'de novo' pyrimidine nucleobase biosynthetic process; pyrimidine ribonucleotide biosynthetic process. Bases 192 to 1361 code for a protein of 389 amino acids. Gene Ontology annotation, molecular function: dihydroorotate dehydrogenase activity. NCBI's taxonomy places the organism in Eukaryota, Viridiplantae, Streptophyta, Magnoliopsida, Ranunculales, Papaveraceae. The record is from RefSeq and is a predicted model, not a curated record. Gene Ontology annotation, cellular component: mitochondrial inner membrane; cytoplasm.
UGUAAGUUGAAGUUAUAUCAAAGAAACUUGUUCUCUUUCAAGUCUAUUAUCUCCUCCUACUCAACGUGUUCUCUUCCAAAUUAACCUAAAUAAUACAUAGUUCUAGCCGUGUGAAACCGUUUGAAAAAUUCAAUAAAGGUUUUGAGUUGGAUUUAGGUUUUGAUUUGGAGGCAGAAAAAGUGUUAGCUUUAAUGGCGGCAAGGGCUUCUAGCAAUUAUAUUAAAAAUUUAUUAUUUCAAAAUUCAACAAUCGGAGCUUUUGGAGGAUUAGGAGCUGUUAGACAUUCAACUUCCGUUCCUAAAAUUUGUCCUAAAAUUCCUCAGUUACCAAAGAAAGGAAGAAUCUUUACAGCAGCCUUUUUAGGCAUAGUUAUUUCUGGAGGAGCUUAUGUGAGUACUGUGAAUGAGGCAACUUCGUGUGGGUGGUUAUUUUCAGCAACAAAGCUUGUGAAUCCUUUCUUUGCCUACCUCAAUGCUGAGACUGCUCAUCGUUUAGCUGUUGCAGAAGCAGCAGCUCGUGGUUGGCUCCCAAAAGAGAAGAGGCCGGACCCAUUAAUAUUGGGGAUGGAAGUAUGGGGUCGGAAGAUUUCAAGCCCUAUCGGUCUUUCUGCUGGUUUUGAUAAAAAUGCGGAGGCAGUUGAAGGUUUAUUAGCGAUGGGUUUUGGGUUCAUAGAGAUUGGGUCCAGUGACGAAGUUCCACAUGGAGGAAAAGCAGGUCCAGACAUUCUGGGUGUCAAUCUUGGGAAGAAUAAUACUAGUGAAGAUACUGCUGCUGACUAUAUUCAAGGAGUUCACACUUCGUCCCAGUAUGCCUAUUACUUGGUUAUCAACAUUUCAUCACCAAAUACUCCAGGGUUGUGUAUGCUUCAAGGACGAGAACAACUUGAGGAUCUUGUUAAAAAGGUAAAAGCUACUCGCGAUGAUAUGCAAUGGGGAGAGGAAGGCCCUCCUCCGGUCCUUGUGAAAAUUGAUCCGUACUUGCCCAAGCUAGAUCUCGAAGAUAUUGCAGCGGUUGCUUUGACACUCCGCUUGGAUGGAUUGAUCGUAACUGAUACAACCAUUGCAAGACCAGAUCCAGCUCGUGAGAAUCCUGUUUCUGAAGAAACUGGUGGUUUAAGUGGGAAACCUCUAUUUGUCCUGGGAACCAACGUGCUCAGUUACUUGUGUCUCUUGACAAGGGGAAAGGUUUCUCUUUAUGGCUGUGGAGGAAUUAGCAAACAUAAGGCCAUUGAUAUUUUCCCAUACUACAACAGCAAACGCAAGCAUGAACAGCACUACCAACAUCCUCCAUGCGAUCGUCCAUGCAAUUGCGUAUAUGCAUGCUCCCAUUGUCCAUGCAGUUGCCCUUGUCUUGUAAAAUAGGUAGUGUUAAAGAUCCAGUUCGGUGUUCUGAGAAUAAUUUGUUCUGAUUCUGUAACUUUCAUCCAAUAUCAUAUUCAGCACUAACAAGUUACACGCUUCAAAGAUUCCAAGUUGAUUUCAAAUCUAGAUGGUGUUGGGAAUCUUCAACUAUAAAAAGAUCUGAAACUUAAAGCUAUCUAAAUCGUGUUCACACUGGUUGAAUAUUGGUCCGGCUAGGAUGUGGCCUGACUAGUUGAUUUUAUCGUCCAAAUGGUUAACUAUUUAUUUAUUUUUUGCUUGCUUGCUUGCUAAGGGCAGUUCCUAUGGGAAUCAGCAAGCCA